AUGUCUGCUCCCGCCCACAAGUUCAAGGUCGCCGACAUUUCUCUUGCGGCCUUCGGUCGCCGUGAGAUUGAACUCGCCGAGAAUGAGAUGCCUGGUCUCAUGGCCACACGGGCGAAAUACAAGGCGGAUCAGCCCUUGAAGGGUGCUCGCAUUGCUGGUUGCUUGCACAUGACCAUUCAGACCGCCGUCCUCAUCGAGACCCUGAAAGAACUCGGUGCUGAGCUUACCUGGACCAGCUGCAACAUCUUCUCCACCCAGGACCACGCUGCCGCCGCCAUUGCCGCUGCCGGUGUGCCCGUCUUCGCCUGGAAGGGCGAGACCGAGGAGGAGUACGAGUGGUGCUUGGAGCAGCAGCUCACCGCCUUCAAGGAUGGCAAGACGUUGAACUUGAUCCUCGACGACGGCGGUGACCUUACUGCCCUGGUCCACAAGAAGUACCCGGAGAUGCUCAAGGGCUGCUAUGGUGUGUCCGAGGAGACCACCACUGGUGUCCACCACCUCUACCGCAUGUUGAAGCAGACGGAUGGUACCAAGAAGCUUCUUGUCCCUGCCAUCAACGUCAACGACUCCGUCACCAAGUCCAAGUUCGACAACCUGUACGGCUGCCGCGAGUCCCUCAUCGAUGGUAUCAAGCGUGCCACCGAUGUCAUGAUUGCCGGCAAGGUCGCCGUCGUCGCUGGUUUCGGUGAUGUUGGCAAGGGCUGCGCUCAGGCUCUUCACAGCAUGGGUGCCCGCGUCAUCGUCACCGAGAUUGAUCCCAUCAAUGCUCUCCAGGCCGCCGUUUCUGGCUACCAGGUCACAACCAUGGAGGAGGCUGCUCCCCAGGGUCAGAUCUUCGUCACCACCACUGGCUGCCGUGACAUUCUCGUUGGCAAGCACUUCGAGGUUAUGCCCAACGAUGCCAUUGUUUGCAACAUCGGCCACUUCGAUAUCGAGAUCGACGUUGCCUGGCUGAAGGCCAAUGCCGUGUCCGUCCAGAACAUCAAGCCCCAGGUCGAUCGCUUCCUCAUGCCCAACGGCCGUCACAUCAUCCUCCUCGCCGAGGGCCGUCUCGUCAACUUGGGCUGUGCCACCGGCCACUCCUCCUUCGUCAUGUCCUGCUCCUUCACCAACCAGGUCCUUGCCCAGAUCAUGCUGUACAAGGCCGGUGACGAGGAGUUCGGCAAGAAGUACGUCGAGUUCGGCAAGACCGGCAAGCUCGACGUCGGUGUCUACGUCCUCCCCAAGAUCCUUGACGAGCAGGUUGCCUACCUGCACCUCGCCCACGUCAACGCCAAGCUCUCCAAGCUCACCGACGCCCAGGCCGAGUACCUGGGUCUGCCCAAGGAGGGUCCUUACAAGAGCGACAUCUACCGCUACUAG
This is a messenger RNA of Westerdykella ornata, 1362 nucleotides long. Its product is annotated as S-adenosyl-L-homocysteine hydrolase. Lineage: Eukaryota; Fungi; Ascomycota; Dothideomycetes; Pleosporales; Sporormiaceae. Gene Ontology annotation, cellular component: cytosol. The transcript is spliced from 3 exons. The record is from RefSeq and is a predicted model, not a curated record. Bases 1 to 1362 code for a protein of 453 amino acids. Gene Ontology annotation, molecular function: adenosylhomocysteinase activity. Gene Ontology annotation, biological process: L-methionine cycle.